UUCUGCUUGAUAAGGUCUUCGAGAAUAUGGCCUAGGAUUUAUUCAUCUUUGCCUCCUUAUUAUUUAGAAGGUGCUCAAUGAAUUUUUGUUGCAUGAACUGUGAGGGAGAUAGAUAAUGAAGAGGGCAAGCAUGAUUUAUUUGUCCUUAUUUCUCUUGCAGGAGUCCCUAGGUGGUGCAAAUGGUUGAGCCCUCGACUUAUGGGAAGGUUGGCAGUUCUAACACACCCAGAGGCUGUGCCUCAAAGGGGCUGCUUCUGGAAGGUCACAGCCUUGAAAACCUUACGGAGUGCGGUUCUAUUCUGCAACACAUGAAUCAGAAUCAACUCAAUGGCAAUUGCUCAGAAGAUAAAGUAACAGUCCACUUCAUAAACCGUGACGGUGAAACAUUAACAGCCAAAGGAGAAGUUGGUGACUCUCUGCUGGAUGUUGUGGUUGAAAAUAAUCUAGAUAUUGAUGGAUUUGGUGCGUGUGAAGGAACCUUGGCUUGCUCUACCUGUCACCUCAUCUUUGAAGAUCAUGUAUAUGAGAAGUUAGAUGCAAUCACUGAUGAAGAGAAUGACAUGCUUGAUCUGGCGUUUGGACUAACAGACAGAUCACGGUUGGGCUGCCAAAUCUGUUUGACAAAGGCUAUGGACAAUAUGACCGUUCGAGUACCCGAUGCAGUGGCCGAUGCCAGACAGUCCAUUGAUAUAAGCAAGAAAUCCUAAGAUAGAAUAAAUAGGAAUAUUUUCAUGAAACAUUACCUAUUUUUAUAAUUAUUAUUUCUUAAUGUAAUUAAAUGAGAACACGAAUGAAUGGGUUUUCAUUAUAACCAGCUUUACUAUUUUAAUUCACCUUGUAUAACUACUAGAUUUUGUAGUUCUGAAAGUAUGCAAUCUUUACUUUGGUUCAAUUAUAAAAUGUCAACCAAAUAUUAGAAAACCAUCUAUGACUGUUUAGCAACUUUAGCAAAAUGUUUUCUUGUAAAUCUUAUGCCUACUUACCAAUAACGUAGGUUUUAAAAAGGUAUGAUUGUUCCCUAUUUGGUCUGGAUGAAGGCAGGGAUCUAAAAUGGCUUGUCUGGGUCCAUACAGCUAAUUAGAAGAUCUGGUACUAGAGCCCACUUGUUACUACAAGUUACAUGGUCAGGCAGACUGGAGGAAGUAUGGCUUAUAUGUAAAAGCAAUGGAACAUGAAUAGGUACGGACCAAAAAAAAUAAAUAAAAAGGACUUAAUUGCUCGAUGAACUGCUUAAUUUCAGAGACAGUUAUUAUUCUCAUAUAGAAAUAUUUUAAAAUUUUAGUUCAUUGAAAAGUAUAGGGAUUAUAUACUGUAAAUGAAAUUUGAUCUCUGUUCUAACUGGAGGAAUAAACUAAAAGCCCUACGUCUUCAUUCCUUUCUCUUCUAAGCAGUAUGGUCUUUUUAAUCCUUCAAAAAUAAUGCUGAUUUAUAAUGUCCACCUGAAGCAGAAUGGAAAUGUUCUGAUGAGUUGGGUUUUCUCUAUUCUGAGCCAGAAGAAAUGAGCUGGCCACCACAUUUCAUAGCCCCAGGGGGCGCCAUUCUCUUAAAUAAGGUGGAAUUGUAGCACGGUUUGCUUUAGUCCCAGAAAUUUGGGAAUGAUUUUGAGUGCCACAGAUUAUCAUUUACUUUGGUGGUGGGUUAUAGAAAAUAUUUGUAUUCUUAUCUUUAGUAUAAUUCAUAAAAGAUAGGAAAGGUGUACACAGUAUGCUCUUUGAAAUAUAGUAAAAUAUGAACUUAGAUUAAUUGUGAGGAAGAUCAGGAUAAAUUAGUAAAAACCAGGUUAAUUUAAGACCCUUGAGUUAGCUUCAAGUACAUAAUAGUUUGAUCAUUUUUGCAAAUAUUUGUCAAGUACUGUACCUAAUAUAAGACAUUGUGUUAAGCCUAUUGGGGAAUAGAGACAUGAACAAGACCAAGGAAUGCCCUCAGGGAAAAGAUAUUAGGAAAUAUCACCUUUUAUUAAUAAAAGAUAAAGCAUGUACACAAAUAAUUUGCUUGAGCUAAACUGACCAAUUUGCCAAAUAAAGAUACCUUUAAAAGUU
Loxodonta africana (African savanna elephant) is the source of this 2039-nucleotide messenger RNA. It is a transcript of the gene FDX1, whose product is annotated as ferredoxin 1. Gene Ontology annotation, molecular function: 2 iron, 2 sulfur cluster binding. Bases 180 to 707 code for a protein of 175 amino acids. Lineage: Eukaryota; Metazoa; Chordata; Mammalia; Proboscidea; Elephantidae. The record is from RefSeq and is a predicted model, not a curated record. Gene Ontology annotation, biological process: P450-containing electron transport chain. The transcript has 4 exons.